AUGAAAAGCAACUUCAAGAACAACGAGAAAAGAAGAAAGAAGAGAGUCAAGAUAGUGCACAGCAAAAAGAAAAUCAAGAACGAGAAAGAAGAGAAAGAAGAUUACCAAGAAGAUUUUUGGAUUACAUAUUUCUUUCGUUCGAGGAAGACAAAAGGUUCAGAAAAAGAAAGAUGGUUGGAAGCAAUUGAAGAAGAAAAGAAGUCACUGAAACAUAAUAAAGUAUGGACACUUGUACCGAGAGAAGAAGCCAGAGAAAAAGAAAAAAGAAUUUUAAGUAAUAAAUGGAUUUUUCGAGUAAAAGAUGAUGGUCGUUACAAGGCAAGAAUAGUUGUACGAGGAUGUGAACAAAAAUACGGCUUUGAUUACGAAGAAACCUUCAGUCCAGUAGUUAACAUGAGUUCCUUAAGAUUGGUGCUGGCUUUAGCAGUUCAAAAGAUGAAGGUUAUAGAAAAAUUUGACGUUAAAACAGCUUUUCUAAAUGGAAAUUUAUCAGAAGAUAUAUAUAUGGAAAUACCAGAAAGGUUUAGUAAGAAAUCUGAUAAAAUAUGUAAGUUAAAAAAGGCUUUAUAUGGCUUAAAACAAGCACCUUUAAGAUGGAAUCAGUGUCUUACGGAUGUUCUGAAGUCUAACGGUAUGAAACCUACUAAAGUGGAACCUUGCAUCUUUGUGAACAGAAGCUAUACUGUUAUUUUGGCAUUAUAUGUUGAUGAUGGAAUUGUCAUUGGAACUGAUAGUUCUGAUGUUGAAAAACUAAUUUCGAGUAUAGGUAACAAGUUCAUAAUUACUAGAGAUUUUAAUCCGACAUCUUUUCUAGGCAUACAAUUUAGGUGGAGUAAAAAUCAAGUUAAACUAAAACAGACAGAGUAUGCUAAGACAUUAAUAAUCAAUUUUGGAAUGGAGAAUGCAAAGAUAUCCAAGAUUCCGAUGACUAUGAAUGAGAAAGAUAACAGACCGGAAGAUUUGUCUUCAAAAUUUCCUUAUCGAGAAUGCGUCGGUAGCAUAUUGUAUUUAGCUAGUAAAACUCGUUCGGAUUUGUCGUAUGCUAGUGGUUAUGACGCAGCAGCAAUACUAGCCCCACUCAACGGAUUCCUAACAGGAAAAAAGAAGAAAGACAAACAGGCUAUCAACUGGACAACAGAGUCAGAAGAAGCUUUCCGUGAGAGCAAGAAACGACUUGCAGAAGCAACGUUAUUGGCUCACCCAUUAGAGAACGCCAAGUUAAUAAUUAAAACAGACGCUUCAAACAACGCGAUGGGAGCAGUAUUGGAACAACAGCAAGCCGGAAAUUGGAAACCGCUAGGAUUCUUUUCAAAGAAGUUAUCCGAAACGCAACAAAAAUAUAGUACAUACGACCGAGAACUUUUGGCAAUGUACUCAGCGUUGAAAUUUUUCAGACAUAUGGUCGAAGGACAAGACGUAACUAUCUUGACAGACCAUAAACCAUUACAAUACGCAUUCCAACAACCGCUGGACAAAGCAUCAGAGAGACAAAGGAGACAAUUAAGUUUCAUCAGCGAGAUUACCACAGAGAUCAUAUACGUAGCAGGGAAGGAAAACACAGUGGCGGACACAUUAUCCCGAGUGGAAACAAUUAACAUGCCGAUAGUUGUGACAACAGACGAAUUAUACGAAGAACAACAGAAAGACGAGGAACUGCAAACACUACUUCGAUCCAAGACCGCACUUACCUUGAAGAAGCUUCGUUUAGAUGACGGAGAUAAAGCCAUUUACUGCGACGUUACAGACCAAAUAAGAAAAAUUGAUGCACAAGUAACCAAAGAUGUACCAAUACUUGAUGUACUAGAAAUAUCUGAAGACAUACAAUUUAUACCAUUAUUAUCGGAAGAGCUUACAGUGAACCAGAUUAAGCAUACAGAUUCAGACAUAAUAUCUGCGUCUACAUCGUCUGUUUCGACUUCAAAUCAAGGAAAUAAAAGGAAACGUACAGAACAGACUAUUCAACCCCAGUACAAUCGUCAUUUCGCAGCUUUUAAAGCAUGUGAAGAGUUGACAGUUUUGAACUUUGAAGAACUUCUUAAAAAUUAUUCUAUAAAAAGUGAUGUUGCGCUUCAAAAAUUCCAAAAAGAGGGAAUGCUCACUGAUGCAGAUAGAUCUGCCAUAACUGAAGCUGUAUCUAAUACAAUCUUGAAAUUGAAUAGUUUACCGACAGCUUCGGAAUAUAACAUUGCAGCAAAUAAGAUUUGCGAAUUGUUUCCAUGUGAAACAAAAGAGUCAUAUUACUGUCCGCCAGUAGGCAAACAUAGGAACGCUUUGGGAAAGCUUCCUGAUAAGAUAAAAAAUAUUAAAUAUCAAAUAAAAAAAGCUGCUAAUCCUUCAACUUCUUAUUCCGGAACAAUAUCUUCUUUUGCUCAGAAUGAAAGACAAAUCACGCAUCCUGCAAAGUUAGUAGGCAGUUGUAAUCCGAACAAUCCUGUAAUUAAAACUGCAAUUACUUGCUUGAAGCAUGAUAGUACAGAGUCUUGGCCUGAACUCCUGCGCAAUUGGUCAUUGACACAUCCUUUAAGAUUUAAAUAUCUUAGAGAAACAAGACCUCUAACAUCGCAUUCAGAAUCUUUGGUUCAAGCAUCUGAGGAAGAUUCUGAUGUGUCAGUGAAUGAUUAUUUCAAACUUUGGAAUGUGCUUCAAUUGCCUAAUGCAUAUCUAUUGAUUCAGCAAGAUUUUAGAGAAUUAUAUCCCGGAAGAGAAGAUGGUUUAAUAUCGAAAUGGGAUACAACCAAAAAACCUUUAAUUAAUCUUCUUAAAGCUGAAAUUUCGAAAUCAGAUCAAUACGGCAGAAAAUUACUUACAGAUUGUAUUGCUACAGAUACAAAUAAAAAUGAUGUAAUUCUUUUUCAUUUGUUGCCAUCAUUUUGUUGCAAGAGGACAAGAGGUGCAAGUGUGGGUGUACCAUCUGUUGCAGAAGCCACAAAUGCUUUUAUACUUCAUGUUCGGAUUCCGGGAGACUUAAAUCGUCAAAUUAAUGCGCAGAGAAAGUGGCUGGCAAACAAAGGUCUGAGUUUGCAGCCAAUGUUAAUAUUUGUUGGACAAAAUUUGUCGGAUAUUACUGCGAGUUAUGUUCAAAUUGAUACUGUACGGUAUCAACUUCGCACUCCACUAAAGGCAUUAGACACAUGCUUCAAGGCGUUUCAAGCUUUGGAUGCUGCAUAUCCAGAGGAAUGUCAAGCAGUCUGGUUAUUUAUUCAAAAGUAUUUUUAUAGUUUAUAUCUAGAAGAAGAUGAACAAAUUCCUCGUGUAACAAAUGUUCUCAGUUCUUUAAACGGAUUAGUUUCGAAGAUAAACAGUAGUGCUUAAUAUCUCUCUGCAGUAAACUAAUAGUAUUACUUGUAGUCUUUGAUAUUCUUAUGAUAAAAAUAUAUUUUUAUUUUAAUCUG
Wasmannia auropunctata (little fire ant) is the source of this 3392-nucleotide messenger RNA. RefSeq lists its product as uncharacterized. The record is from RefSeq and is a predicted model, not a curated record. The transcript is spliced from 11 exons. NCBI's taxonomy places the organism in Eukaryota, Metazoa, Arthropoda, Insecta, Hymenoptera, Formicidae. The coding region runs from base 1 to 3312 and encodes 1103 amino acids.